GUCAGUCGGUAUGAGAAAUGAAAUUUGUGUGAAGGAAAUCGUAAAUGUCAUAAAUUUAAAGUGAUUGAAUCAGCUCGUGUUUAAUAACUGUGGAGAGUUGCCAGACCUGUGUUCAGGAAAACUGGCGAACUUAUAGUUGGACGUAGGACUUGGCCGCGGAAGUAUACAAAGUGUUGUGGUGGUCCAUCGAAAAUACAGUACCGUACUUUAGAAUAUGAAACCCGCUUUGCGGUUAGGAAUAUUUACGCUCGCAGUGUAACCUUCAGCUGUCAGCAGCAAGUGACAGAAGUGCAAGUAUAAAUAUACUGCUAGUCAAUUUCGUUGGACGACCGAAACCUAUUUACAAAUAAAACGAAUGACAGCGCUGCGCGUCGAUGUACUCACCAGGCCCGGCAUCAGAGUGCAAAAGUGGUUUCUAGUAGUGUGUAUCAUAUUAAGCGUAUUCUAACCGCAUUGAUUGCCCUCCUGUGCGUGGAACUGUUUGCACUCGAGAAAACUGCACCGAAGUUGAGAGGAUCAAACAUGGCAGAUCCCUUUUUGCUUGAAAGCUAUUUCUACAAUAAAAACUUGUUGCAGAAGGACAGAAAUCAGUUGAUGUUUGAGGAUAAAUGGCCAUCUAUGAGGCCAAUUAUUCUUAAACUCCUUCAACAGGAACCUGUUACACAAAAUGAGUGGCAAGAUCUAUUCUAUUCUGUUCAUUUGGUGUGCUUGUGGGAUGAAAAAGGGCCACCUAAAGUUAAGGAUGCACUUAAGGAUGACAUUAUGGAUUUCAUCAAACAGGCGCAACAGAGAGUACUGGCACACCAGGAGGAUCAGGCCCUGUUGAAAGCAUAUAUUGCUGAGUGGAGGAAGUUUUUCACACAAUGCAAUUAUUUACCAACUCCCUUCAGACAACUUGAGACUGCUUUAGCUGGAAAGGCAAGUUCAUCAGGCCAAAAAAAGUCAACAGCAGACGAGAGUAUUGUGAGGAAGUUAAUGCUGGACAGUUGGAACCAGAGCAUAUUCUGUGACAUUAAACAACGUCUUCAGGAUUCUGCCAUGAAAUUAGUGCAUGCAGAACGAAAUGGAGAAGCUUUUGAUUCCCAGCUUGUUAUUGGCGUUCGAGAAUCGUAUGUUAAUCUCUGUUCGAAUCCUGAGGAUAAACUCCAAAUAUACCGAGAAAAUUUUGAAAAGGCCUACAUUGAAGCAACAGAGGCAUUUUAUCGAAUGAAAGCGCCUCAGUACCUCCAGGCAAAUGGUGUUCAAAAUUAUAUGAGGUAUGCUGAUGCAAAACUGAGGGAGGAACAGCACAGGGCGCAGAAGUACCUAGAGCCAUGCAGUGGAUCAGUGCAAGUACUGACAGAUUGUUGUGUGAAAGUUUUGGUGUCCACGUUCAAAACCACAAUACUUGCUGAAUGUGCUGGAAUGAUUAAGGCAAAUGAAACUGAAAAGCUGCGGCUGAUGUUUAAGCUUAUGGAUCGUGUUCCCGACGGAAUAGCAUCAAUGUUAAAAGAUCUUGAGGAUCACAUUAUGAGUGCUGGAUUAGCUGACAUGGUUGCUGCUGCUGAUAUAAUUACACAGGAUUCGGAAAAAUAUGUUGAAAGGCUUCUUGAACUCUUUCACCAGUUCAGCGUUUUAGUUUCUGACGCUUUUAAUGAUGAUCCAAGGUUUCUGACAUCUCGGGAUAAAGCAUAUAGGCAUGUUGUUAAUGAUACACAGGUGUUCAGGCUAGAACUGCCAUCAAAACAGAGUGCAGGCCUCAAGUCCCAGCCAGAAUCAAAGUGUCCUGAACUUCUAGCAAAUUAUUGUGACAUGUUAUUGAGGAAAACACCUUUGAGCAAAAAGCUGACAUCUGAUGAGAUCGAGAAUAAGCUGCGGGAUGUGUUGCUAGUACUAAAAUACGUUCAGAACAAAGACGUAUUCAUGAGAUACCACAAAGCACAUCUCACAAGACGUUUAAUAUUAGAUACAUCAGCAGACUCUGAAAAAGAAGAAAAUAUGGUGGAAUGGCUUCGAGAAGUUGGAAUGCCUGCAGAUUAUGUAAACAAAUUAGCGAGAAUGUUUCAAGACAUAAAAGUCAGUGAAGAUUUAAAUCAACAAUUUAAGGAACAGUACAGGAAUACUAGAGGUAGCAUAGCAGACUCGAUCAACAUCAAGAUCUUGAAUGCCGGGGCUUGGGCACGUGGAAGUGAACGUGUAACUGUGUCAUUGCCUCUGGAGCUAGAAGACUACAUUCCGGAAGUAGAAGAUUUCUACAAAAAGAAACACAGUGGGAGGAAACUGCAAUGGUACCAUCAUAUGUCUAAUGGGACGAUAACAUUUGCAAAUAAUGUUGGAAGAUAUGAUGUAGAUGUCACCACUUUCCAAAUGGCAGUUCUUUUUGCAUGGAAUCAGCGUCCAUACGAUAAAAUACCAUACGAAAAUUUAAGGCUGGCCACUGAGUUACCUGAUCCAGAGCUUAGAAGAACAUUGUGGUCUCUUGUCGCAUUCCCAAAGCUUAGAAGGCAAGUUCUGUCAUACGAACCAGAAGUGCAGUCACCAAAGGACUUUGAGGAAAACACCAUGUUCUGGGUUAAUCAAGAAUUUGCUCUGGUGAAGAAUGGAAAGCUUCAGAAACGGGGGAAAAUCAACCUCGUUGGACGGCUGCAGCUUUCCACUGAGAGGAGCAAGGAGGAAGAUAAUGAAAGUAUAGUGCAGCUGAGAAUACUUCGUGUACAGGAGGCUGUUAUCAAAAUUCUGAAAAUGCGUAAACGAAUUACAAAUGUCCAACUUCAAACAGAACUUGUAGAUAUCUUGAAGAAUAUGUUUCUACCCAGCAAGAAGAUGAUCAAAGAGCAAAUAGAAUGGCUUAUAGAACACAAAUAUAUGAGAAGAGAUGAAGACGAUAUUAACACAUUCAUAUACAUGGCAUGAAAGAAAAUGUAAUGUUUGAUGCCAUUGAAGUAUUUGUCUGCAAAGUGGAGGAAUUUCAACAGAAGAGGAAGUUUCUUCAUCCGGAUUCCUAAGAAAGGUGUGUCGAGCAACUCAGAAGUAUGGUUUGUGUUAUCAAGCACUUUUUGUUAGUGGCACAUUUGUAAAAGUGGGACUCGUGCAGAUACAAAAGCACAUGGCAGCAUUUUGUUGCAGAACUGUAUUUUCACCAGAUGGUUUCAAAUCCAAGUGCCUUUCAUGUUUAUCAUUGACAACUCUCAAAUGUACCUCGUAAGUUGUUAUCACUUCUUGGAAGAACUGCUUAUCCAUUGCAUGAGAUCACUCACUAGCGAACAAGUUGCACUGUUCUAACAUGUCAACAAGUGCUAAUCAGAUAGGAAAUGAGACUAUUAUGUAAGUUACAAUAUGCAAAAAGUUGUUUAGCUGCCGCAGAGGAAAUGGAAAGCUGCUUCCAGAAUACUUUUUACCAACAAUUUUACUAACAGUCAGGUGCAGUUAAACAUAAUGCAUGUUGUAAAGUAAUUUUUUUCCUUGGAAAUUUUACGCACUGAGCUAUCAGUGCUGAUCCAAAAGAUGUAAUUAUGAAAUAGCUGAAAAAAUUGUACAUUUCUGUUUUGUGAACAGUACAGGAUUAGUUAAUUCUUAGCAGGUAUAUUUUAUUGUUGUCUUGUUGGUCUCAGAGUAUCAAUUUAUUGGUGGUAAUGUAAAAUAUGAGAGAGCAAACUGACUGUAAAAAGUAAUUGCUAAAGGCUUCAGAGGUUAUCUAAGUCUUGAUACAGAUCUAAGCUAUUGUAAACGAUGAUUUUCUCAGGAAAUUUUCAGUGAAUGCUUUUCAACUUUCCAAAUCACAAUUGUCUUCUGUAAACCAAACAGUGGAAGGCGAAAUACGUCACGGAUGUGACUUACACGUGUGUGCAUUUUAAAAAUGAUUGUGAAUGUGGGAGAUAAAUUUUCCCAUAGCUCACAAAACCGCCACACGUCUCACAACACUCUGGUUCCUUCACCACUCACAUUUAUUUUUGAGCCUAAUUUGUUUUCAUUUCAGUAUCAAAAAUAGUAAUAGAUGUACCAGACUAAGGGUCGCACUGAAAAAGUAAUCCAGGUUCUUGCAAAGUUUAACGCAAUUAGCCACAGUUGUCACUCAAAAGUACGGGGUGAUUAUAAUUAAAGUUGAACUUUCAAACCGCUGGAGAAAUAACACCACUGGUCAGAAUGAUGUUAAAUUGCAAUGGAAUUUUACUGGAGAAGGGGGAAAGCGUAUGGCAGAAGAAAGAUAAAUAGUUACAAAAUGUAGCAAUAGAUGGCGCUGUAAGCAUCACAAUUUAAUAGUGGUCGACUACAAAUGAUAAAUGAAUCAUACAACGAUGCUUAAGGUGUACUUUUGACAUUAAACUGUAGUACUCAGUGUGCGUGGGUGCACAGGUGUAAUACUGUUAGUUACGUAAGCCCAUCCACCACAGCAAGAUCGUAUCACAUUGGAUGGAAAAAAUCUGUUUUUAAUUGUCCAGAGCCCAAAAACAAGCAUGAAUCAAAACCAAAUCAGAUUAUUAAUUUCCGUGUGACUGGCGCAAAACAUGUUCAGUAUGCUGUCCACUGUUUCCUGCAACAAGUUGAAAUCAAGAAAUAGCGUGCUGCACAACUGAUCAAAGCGUUUCCAGUGAAAUGUUCAGAAUGUGUUGCACAAUGCAUGCCUUCAGUGCAGCUAAGUUUGCAAUCAGAACACUGAACACAACAUCUUUCGUAUAGCCCCACAGCCAGAAGUCACGUGGAUUAAGGUCAGGUGAUCGGGACGGCCAGGCUGUAGGGAAAUAGCGGUUGAUAAUUCUAGCAUUUCCGAAAUGGCGCUUCAGCAGCUGCAUAGUUGGAUCGUGCAUAAAAAUGAUCCCACCCGCACAUCCACACUGUUGGGGAGCUGGAAUGACGUGGUUGCACAAAAGACACUCGUAGCAUUUACCAGUGACAGUACAGGUAAAAGGAUUGGAAGCACCUGUCUCUUCGAGAAAAUGUGGCCCUAUGAUAAAUGAUGCUGUAAACCCGCAUCACACAGUGACCUUUUCAGGAUGAAGUGGUACUGGUUGAUUUGCGUAUGGAUUUUCCAUUGCCCAUAUUCAGCAAUUCUGUGUAUUGACAUAUCCUGUCAGAUGGAAGUGGGGCUUCAUCUGUCCAUAAAAUCUUCCGCAGCUAAUCAUUGUCCACUUCCAUGUGAGCAAGAAAUUCUAAAGCAGAGGUCUCUUGCCGGCAGGUCAACAGGAAGCGCGUAGCAAAGAAGGAUGUUUUGCAGGAUUUUACACACCGUGCUCACGGUUGUGUCCAGUGUUCGAGCAAUUCUCUGUGAACUACACGUUUGCGUACCACCACUCGUCUCCCCCUGCAUUGCUGUGGCCAAUGAUGUUGAAUAAAUUCGUUUCCCCCCUCUACCAGGUUAUGCCCCAAAGGAACCUGUCUUUUCGAAUUUCUUAAUCAUUUUCUCCAGACCCAUGGCAGUCAUCGGCCAAUGCCUUUUUUCAAAUCCUUCAGUGGCCAGAACUUCUGCAGAGCGAUGUAUGCACAGUCAUCAUUCUUGUAAUACAGCUUUACAAGCAGAGCGUGAUCCUGCAUUGAGACAGUCAUGGUAAAUGUCGCAGACGCGAAAGGAGGAAAAGCCAUGUACCUUGCGAGUUUAUAUCAACUUCAGUGGGUCAUGCGCAUGACAGGUGUUUUCAUUUACAUAUUCUAACAUACAGUGCCAUCUAUUGAUCAAUUUUCACACUAUUUUUUUUCUUCAGCUAUACGUUUCCACCUUCUCUGAUAAUAUUCCAUUGCAAUUUGAUAUCAUUCUGACCAGUGGUGUUAUUUCUACAGCGUUUUGAAAGUUUAACUUUAAUUAUAAUCACUGUCUAUCUUUCUGAUGGAAGAAUUUAUAUAAAUGAAAGUUUUGGGAAAAAAUAAAUGAGAAGAAAUAGGGUCUUUCUAGGCCCAGGUGUAAAUAUUUUAUUUGUCAGUACUCACAGAUAUGCUGUGUGUGACUGAAAUAGUGUAUAGAAAACAAUAUCAGUGAAAUCUAUGGCAAUAGUUAAAGAGAGGGUACAGUUUUCGGGGUAGUGGGUUACAGUAAAUGCACUAUUUGUUGGGGCUCGUCUACUUCAUUAUGAGCAACAGUCACAUUUAACCAGAUUGUAGUUACAUCUGACUUUCUGCAUGUUCAAUAGUAAACAGGCUUAUGUGUUUUGAAACUCGUGAAACUAACAAUUUUCUUGUUGCAUAGCUACAGUUUCAGUUGUUUACUUGUUAGUAUGUGCUUGCACUUUUGUCAAAACUGUACCCUUAUUUGUAGGUUGGGAGAUCAUUGGACUGAAAUGAUGACCAUCAAAACGUGUGGUCACCAUCUCUCUGUAACAAAAAAACUUACUGUAAGAAAUGGGGGCCUCUCGGUUCUGUCUGUGUAACACCCUUUCUUUAAUGAGUGAAUCAUUUAAUGAGUGAAGACUAUAAAAUUUGCAAAUGGCACACAGAUUCUGUAAGAUACCAGAUGCAGUAGGACAGAUUAGGUAUUUCCAGUCUGUUGCCGCUAUGGUCGCAGGUUCGAAUCCUACCUCGGGCAUGGAUGUUUGUGAUGUCCUUAGGUUAGUUAGGUUUAACUAGUUCUAAGUUCUAGGGGACUAAUGACCUCAGCAGUUGAGUUCCAUAGUGCUCAGAGCCAUUUGAACCAGUCUGUUGCAAAUACCAAACAGAAGGCCACAGCUCUUGGUCAUUAAGCUAUUUCCUUUGUGUUUCAUGUAUGACUGACUUGCAAAAUUUGUAUGUUUACUCAAAGAAAUAACGAUGCUGGUACUAAAAUCACCAGUAGUUCCUAUAAUGGUCGUAGGAAAAUAUUCAAAAACAGUAUAUCUGUCGGGCAUUGCUAUCAGAUCUGAAACAUGGAGCAAAAUGCACCCAAUGUGCGUAAAAUCACGCUUUUGACAGAACUGUUGACCUGAAAGAGUAUUAUUGUUUGCCUACAUUAUCAAAUACUCGAAAGUUUACUAAAAAUACUACUGUUACAACGUUAUCAGGCAAUUCCAUAACAGCAUAAACUUCUUUGCAGAAUGAAAGAUUCAUUCUGGAAAUUGAGUAUAUUUUUUGAAAACUCUCACCACAGAGGAAUAGAAAAAGUUCCACAUGCUUUCCACUCCCCCCUACUUGACUUCUUAAUCCCUGUUUUGUCUUUAAUAAGUUUCCUCUAUAACCUCACACUCUGCUGUGAUAUAUUGUCCAACACCCAGUUCUAUCACAAUAGUUAUACUAAAGAAGUAAAGGGUCUUGCUAUGUGUAUCACACAUGUACAGUAGUGUACCAGCUGACCUUGCACAAGAGCUUUGGUCUAAAGCAAAUAUGGAAUUUGUGUCCUAACUUUGAGAGACUUUGGAGCCAGUUAUGUUUAUUUAAUGUUUAUUUUAGAUAAAUAAAUGUUGUUGGUUUUGCAUAUUGUAAAUUAGCCAAAUCUGGAGAUCAUUAUACCACACUCAUUGGAAGCUAAGUGACAGCUAAAGAUGAAAUUUACUGUGAAAUAGAUGUAAACAGAAUUUAACAAUGAUUGAGGAUUGAUAUAUUUGGUAGCUGUAUAUAACAUUUUGUAUGAGUAAAAUAGAUUUGACAAAAGUGCCUCACAGCACAAAAAUGCCGAACUCUAGUAGCAGGUUAUUCUUUUAUAACACUUACAUAAAAAUACAGUGGAAAAAACAGCUAAAUUUAAACUAAAUACUGUAAAUUAAUGUCAGAAAAUGUGACUGUAAUGGAGAGGAAAAAUAAAAUUCUACUUGAAAAUGGAGGAGCUAAUAUGUGUAAAAUAGAAGAAGAAAAACUAUAGGUCAAAUAAAUUUUCCUUCUUUGACAUUGUGAAACAAAAAAGGUGAUGGAAUUAUGAAUUUCUGUCAAAAACAUUUCCACUGUUACUUCAUGCAUUUGGUGUGGGUGCCUAGGAGAAACCUGAAUAAUAAAAAAAAAAAAGUAAAUGCUAAAUGUCAGGAGAAGUUAGGGUGUGAUCAAUUGAAGAAUGGCUUUGCACUGUUUAUUUCAGGUGCUGUCCGAAGGCAUCCUGUGGUAACUUUGAAAAACAAAUAUCAAAUAUAUAUGGAACAUUGGUUGAAUUAAGCUCCCGUCAGAAUGACAGUAGACAUGUGCAAAAAGUUGCAUAGGGAGUCUCCCUUUCUUCAACAGUGGGAACAUUAAAAAUGAAGACUCGUACUUUUUAUUAGCUCAUAUCCUGUGACUACAUGACUCUGUGAUAGUGAAUCAGUGUUUUGUUCAUUUGUGACUUUGUGAACUCAGUGAGAAAUACAUACAUGAAAAUGUGUAAAAACAGUCAGACAUAACUAUAAAGAGCUAUGGUUGUAUGAAUGAAGUGGAGACAGGGUGUUGCUGCUCCUUGAUCUUAACCCUUUCCGCUCCUUUGUUGCACUCAUCCCAAUAUUUCAUGGGUGUUGUGAAUCUCUCAUGAACUUGAAUUAUGACUGUUUGUGCUUGUAUUCAUAAGUAUGGAAGUACUGUACUAAAUAGUGGCCAAUGAAUACAUCAAUAGGGGUCAUAAUGUAAUAAAAUCAUCUUGCUUUAUUGACUGCGUCAGUGUGCAGGUUGUUUGCAACUUAAGUCGAUGUGUCACUGUGUAGUAACUGUGUGUCAAUAUGCAAAUAAUUCAUUUCUUUUUCCACUACCAAUCCUUAUGCAUAAUAUUCAAAUCUGAAAUGCAACUCUGUAACAUUUAACCUGAAGACUCUGUGUUACCCAGAGAAUCUUCACAUCUUUAUAGCGAGCAUGGCUUUCUUUAUAUUGCCAUUUCUACAUGAACAUAAUUCAUUCUCAACUGUCUUUCCUUUGUCCAACAAGUGUCACUGUAGUAGCUGGUCACUUCUUCAGAGUUUUUUCCACAUGUUUAAGGCAAAAUUUCGGAAGUUUCUGAUUGCUUGACAUCAGGUGCUAUUACAUUAUAUAAUUUUUUGGGUAAUUUAAUAUUAUUUUGUCUUUAAUGUGAGAUUUAAGAUGCAUUUGCAAAAAACCAUUUUUUGUGCUAUGGCUUCCUGCCACACAUUUGCAGUCAUUAAAUACUUGUGUUAAAUGUUAAUAGUUACCAAAAAUACUUUUAAAAUAUUGUGUGAAAGUAGUGGUAUCAGGUGUCUGCCAUUGUCGUGAAUAUCGAUCACAUGCACUGAAAUUUGUAUUUGUGGUAUCCUGGCUUCAGCUUAAAGGAAGUCACUAUAUAUUUGAAAAAUAUGCAAUGGAUGAAAUUUUUGGGUACUACUCAGAAAUUUUGUUUUGGUUUGUUUCGUGAUGGAUGUUCUACAUUAUCUCGAUUUAGAUACGGUGUAUGUGUGAAUAAGAAUAUCUUUACAAUGAACAAUGAGUCUCAUCAGACAAUGUUCCAUGUUUGUCAUUUGGAAAGUGAGCACUAUGUGAGUGUUUGCAUGUAUUGAUUUGUUAUUUAAUAAAGAAUAUGUGUAAACAUUA
This is a messenger RNA of Schistocerca serialis cubense, 9369 nucleotides long. It is a transcript of the gene Cul5, whose product is annotated as cullin-5. Lineage: Eukaryota; Metazoa; Arthropoda; Insecta; Orthoptera; Acrididae. Gene Ontology annotation, biological process: SCF-dependent proteasomal ubiquitin-dependent protein catabolic process; protein ubiquitination. Gene Ontology annotation, cellular component: Cul5-RING ubiquitin ligase complex; SCF ubiquitin ligase complex. The transcript has 17 exons. The record is from RefSeq and is a predicted model, not a curated record. Gene Ontology annotation, molecular function: ubiquitin protein ligase binding. The coding region runs from base 523 to 2892 and encodes 789 amino acids.